Achroia grisella is the source of this 1748-nucleotide messenger RNA. RefSeq names its product NADPH:adrenodoxin oxidoreductase, mitochondrial (gene dare). Bases 225 to 1634 code for a protein of 469 amino acids. Lineage: Eukaryota; Metazoa; Arthropoda; Insecta; Lepidoptera; Pyralidae. The record is from RefSeq and is a predicted model, not a curated record. The transcript is spliced from 4 exons. Gene Ontology annotation, cellular component: mitochondrion. Gene Ontology annotation, biological process: ubiquinone biosynthetic process.
AUGUCAAAUUGUCAAUCAGAGAUAUGUAAAUAUUUCAUUUAAAUCUUAGACUUUAUCAUAUUUAUCAUUGAAUACAGUGGUUGAAUAUAAAUUAUGUAGACUAAGAUAUGUCGAUAGAUCGAUAGAGAUUAUAAUAAUUUUAAAUAAAAAACAUGUAAAUUAAUCUAUACCAGCUUUAACUUUUGGGUUUAUAUAGCGUAAAUUACACUUGAGGGAACGGUAACAUGAAUUUUAUAAAAAUUUGUACUCGUAAUUUCACAUCUAAUCAAAACAUUCCUCGAGUGUGUAUAGUUGGGGCUGGUCCUGCAGGUUUUUAUGCAGCUAUGCACUUAACUAAGUAUCUUAAAACAGUUAACGUAGACAUAAUCGAGAAGCUUCCCGUUCCUUUUGGUUUAAUAAGGUAUGGAGUAGCACCAGAUCACCCUGAAGUAAAAAAUGUUAUAAAUCAAUUUACUAAAGUUGCUCAGCAGCCUAAUGUAAAUUUUUAUGGCAAUAUUUCUUUGGGGAAAGAUGUUAAAAUUAGUGACCUUCGACAACACUACCAUGCUGUACUACUGACAUAUGGUGCAGAAGAGGACAGAUCUCUAGGUAUAGAAAAUGAAGAUGCUGCAAACAUAGUGGCAGCUCGCAGAUUUGUUGGAUGGUAUAAUGGCCUACCCAGUGAUAAAGAUUUAAAGAUUGAUUUAUCUGGCACUACUGCUGCUAUUCUUGGACAGGGGAAUGUUGCAUUAGAUGUAGCAAGGAUAUUAUUAACCCCUAUAGAUGAACUAAAGAAGACUGAUAUCACAGAGCAUGCACUAAACACUUUAGCAGAAUCUAAAAUUAAAGAGCUCUAUUUGGUUGGAAGAAGAGGCCCAUUGCAAGUGGCUUUUACUAUUAAAGAACUCCGUGAGCAGUUAAAAUUAAGCAACUGUCAAACAGUUUGGAGAAAAACAGAUUUUGAGGGUCUAGGAAAUAUUGUUAAUGAUUUACCUAGACCUAGGAAAAGGUUAACAGAACUUAUGUUGAAAUCUGUAAGUGAAUUCGAAGACACAUCUAUUAAUGAUAAUAACAAAUUAUUUAAACCAAUAUUUUUCAGAACACCUAAUAAAUUUUUAGUUAAUAAUGACCGAAAAAUUAUGGGAAUUGAACUCACUUGUAAUGAACUUCAGGGAACUAAAUUAGAAGAGCAGAAGUGUGUGCCUACAAGCAACAGUGAAAUUUUGAACUGUAGUUUAGCAUUCAGAAGUAUUGGAUAUAAAUGUGUCAAAGCCGAUAAUGAUAUAAUAUUUAAUUCUAAAGGGUUGGUGGCAAAUAAUAAAGGUGUUGUAGAUAAUAAUUCCGAUACAUUGGCAAAAGUCUAUGUUGCUGGCUGGCUUGGAACUGGUCCAGUUGGGGUGAUAUUACAUACAAUGGGUAAUGCUUUUCAAGUAGCAAAAGUCAUGUGUGAUGACUUAAAAAAUAUAAGUAGCUUUAGCAGUAAAAGUGGUUUUGAAGAAAUUGAAAAUACCUAUUUAAAAAGUAACAAUCCUAUUAUAAAUUGGGAAGGUUGGGAAAAAAUUGAUAAAUAUGAAGUAGAACAGGGUAAACUGAGAAAUAAACCAAGGGAAAAGGUGUGCAGUAUAGAAAAAAUGAUAAAUAUUGCUGUAAGUUAAAUACACUAUACACACACACAUACCAUAGAUCUAAUCUAAUUAUGCAGAUAUCGCUGCUAUUUUAUGGAGUGAAAAAUUGUAUUUUUAUAUUGAAUUAAAAAUCCUAUUGAUAUA